Messenger RNA from Nicotiana attenuata, 483 nucleotides. RefSeq lists its product as uncharacterized. Bases 1 to 483 code for a protein of 160 amino acids. Lineage: Eukaryota; Viridiplantae; Streptophyta; Magnoliopsida; Solanales; Solanaceae. The record is from RefSeq and is a predicted model, not a curated record. The transcript has a single exon.
AUGAUUAUCGGCGGUGGCGACGACUCGGUGAUCAACCACGUAAAGUUUACCAUCACGCAUAAGCUGAAGCGUACAAUCGCUCACAAAUGGUAUGAUGGCUUCGAAGAUAGUAUCACCUUCGAAAAGUCAGAUGCUGACGGUUUGUCUUUCCCUUAUUACGAUGCUUUAGUCAUAACAUUACGCAUAGCUGAUACAGAUGUGAAAAGAAUCAUGGUAGACGACGGAAGCGGCGCGUGUAUUGUCCACCCGAGAGAUCUCAUGCGAAUGAAGCUCGAGGAAAAGAUAAUACCACGUUGCAUAACACUAACGAGUUUUAAUAAUGCAGUAGAGCGGACAUCUGGAGAAAUAGCACUGCCAGUCCUGGAUGGGGGAGUCACGCUGGAAACUACCUUCUACGUCAUGAACCAGGAAACCGCCUACAAUGCUAUCAUAGGACGCCCAUGGAUACACGCCAUGCGAGCCGUCCCCUCAAGCUUCUAUUAG